This is a messenger RNA of Telopea speciosissima, 525 nucleotides long. RefSeq lists its product as uncharacterized. NCBI's taxonomy places the organism in Eukaryota, Viridiplantae, Streptophyta, Magnoliopsida, Proteales, Proteaceae. The record is from RefSeq and is a predicted model, not a curated record. The transcript has a single exon. The coding region runs from base 1 to 525 and encodes 174 amino acids.
AUGGAUGCAGCAAAGCCAAUGCCUACACCAAGUUCAACAACUUCUCUUGAUCGUGGUGAAGGAACCACUUUUGAUGAUCCCACUCUAUAUAGAAGUAUAGUAGGAGCACUACAAUACUUGACCUUGACCCGGCCAGAUAUAGCAUUUUCUGUGAAUAGGGUAUGUCAAUUCAUGCACACACCAACGGUGGAUUACUGGGCUGCAGUAAAGAGAAUUCUAUGCUACUUGAAGGAUACAAUUGAAUUGGGGAUUCAAAUUCGACCGUCAAGAUCGUUUCAGCUAAUUGCCUACACAAAUGCAGAUUUGGUUGGUUGCCCCUACAAUCGGCUGUCAAUAAGUGGAUAUUGUAUAUAUCUUGGUGAAAAUUUAAUAUCUUGGAGUUCCAAGAAGCAACAUAUAGUUGCACGGUCAUCAACAGAAUCAGAGUACAAAGGUGUGGCUAAUGCCGCGGCAGAAUUGAUAUGGUUACAUCAAUUGUUGCAUGAUCUUGAUAUACCAAUCCAAGCAGUACAAAGGUGUGGCUAA